This is a messenger RNA of Capsicum annuum, 4309 nucleotides long. RefSeq lists its product as uncharacterized. The record is from RefSeq and is a predicted model, not a curated record. The coding region runs from base 816 to 4031 and encodes 1071 amino acids. NCBI's taxonomy places the organism in Eukaryota, Viridiplantae, Streptophyta, Magnoliopsida, Solanales, Solanaceae. The transcript is spliced from 6 exons.
CUCUCUUUUUCUCUCUCUCUUUCUUCCUAUUUUACAUCCAAAAUAUAGUACACACACACAAACCUUUCAAGUCUUAUGUACAACUUCUGUUUGUCUCUCUCUACUUCUUGAUUUUCUCUCUCUCUCUCUAAAAAUAAUAAAACUUUUUUUAUUUUCAUCUUGUGGCCCCAACAGAUCGAAAUCUCCAAUCUUUUUUUUUUUUUUUCAGUUUCAUGAGGAUCUGAGCUUCUUCAAUGGUGUUGUUAUUAAACUACCCACUAUGUUCUUUUCUUUUAAUUCUUUCAUAAUAAUAAUAAUAAUAAUAAUAAUAAUUUAAUUAUUUUUUUAAAAAACUAUUAUACUAUUUUUAUUUUUAUUUUUGUCAUUUUUUAAUGGAGUUAAUUCCACUUUUGGGGUUGCUUAAUUUUCUAUGAUUGUUGAGUUGUUGAAUUGUUACAAGUGUUGUUCAUUGUUCAAUCCAUGAUAAAGGGUGUUGAGAAGUGGUGGUUCCAAGAUGUGGGGUUGAGCGUGUUCUAGGACAAAAAAAGCUAGGAAUUUUCCCCAUGUUGAUGAUGAAAAUCGUCCUGAGUGCGUGCAAUACUUGGGUUUCACCGGUGCAAAUUGUCCAUUUACGGGUAUAGCCCAUGGGGCAGUCAAUGAAGAUAUCGGCUAGUUGGCAAAAAUAAUUUGUCUUUCAAGGCAAGUUAGGGGUUCUCUAAAAUUAGGGAAUCUCUAAUUCUCAUACUUACCUCUACACGAACAUACAAGUCUCAACACAUAAUUAACAGACUCUUGAGGAACACCGGAAGAUUCUUGAGGAACACCGGACUUUAUGAAUGGGAACACAAGUGCACUAUAAAGGAUUCUUACCAAGCUAUUACUCUAUGAGGGACCUUAAUGAGGAUUCUAACAGCAGCAGUUGGCCCCUAUUUUAUGGAGAUAAGACCGUACUAAACGGGCAAUAUUGUAAUGGUUUCGCAUCAAGGACUGUAACUGAUGCAUAUCCAGGGUAUGAUAAGGACAUUCUAAAGCAGAAGAUGCUUGAACACGAGGCCAUAUUCCGGAAUCAGGUGGUGGAACUUCAUCGCCUUUACAGAAUUCAGAGGGACAUGAUGGACGAACUUAGAAGAAAGGAGAUGCAUAAACUUCGCUCAUCGAUGGAGCCAUCAUGUUCAUCCAGUCACCUAGGAUCUCAAGUACCAUCUGAGGAUGUCCGGAAAUGGCACAUCCCAAACUUUCCCUUGGAAAAUUCCAGUUAUACGAGACCAUCUGCAUCUGGUACUGAAAUAAUUAAUUCUCCCUUUGGUUCUUCAAAAAGGGAUGGCGUACAGCUUGGUCAAGGUCAAAUGCAAAAUGGUUAUUCUUCGAAAGCCUCUGAUAUUUUGGAGGCUAGGCCCUCAAAGGUCCGGAAAAAGUUGUUUGAUCUUCACCUUCCAGCCGAUGAUUACCUAGAUACAGAAGAAGUUGGGCAGUUGCGAGAUAAUGAAGGAUCUUUAAAUCCCAGUUAUCCUGCUAAUGGGAAUUAUGUAGUUACUCAAGAGAGUAGAUCAAAAUUGUUUCUUGGUUGUGGUGGUGGUGAUGCAAAGGGUGGUAGCCGAAAAGAUGCUUCAACAUCCAAUUUGUGUUUGAGAAGCUCAAUUGGGCUGGCUGACCUAAAUGAACCAGCGCAGCUUGAUGAAGCGACUGAUCCUGUUGAUUUUCUUGGUUAUGUUAAUAAUCAUAAAGAAACUAGAAGCAUAAAUGCUUCUGCAAAAUCAAAUCCGCCGUUUGUGGCUUUGCCUUGGAAUUCCAAUUGUAUAAGCCCAAACAAGUCUUCAAGUAACCUAUAUGAUCGAAGUAGAGGCAAAGAGAGGGAGUGGUUGGCUUCGGCAUAUGAAACAGGUAACAUCAAAGGUAGCUCAGCUUCUUUACCAAGAGGUCUUGAAGAAGACAAGAUAUCGGCAGCUUCCCAUCAAGCACCGGUAAUGAUUAACAAAGCCUAUCAAGCUCCGGGAGCUCAGCUAGUUCACCAUAUUAAGGAUGGCAUUUGGAAAGACAGAAUGGGACAUUGUUUAGAUAUGUCUCACAGAAAUGGCGAGCAGUCUAACUAUACUCAAGUGGGACCAUUUGUUGCAUCCAAGAUGGCUAGUCCAUAUCCAUGUGGAAGUUCCUCCGAAUUUAGCAGUUCAUGGCCGCACUCUGUCUCUUCAUGGGAGAAAUCAAAUGGUAGCUUUACUCAGAGAUUAUCCUCGUUGCAUACGAACUCUUUCUUCAACUCAUCUGCAGCAGUUGGUAAGGGUUCACAAUCAUCUCAGGGCCAAAUUGGAGACCAUUGGCCUGCAAAUGGCAGUUCUAGGUUGCGUCCAGGUUGUGCCGGUGAGCAACCCAUCCAGAGUAGUUUUUACCAUGGGUCCUCAUCUGGGACCAAAGAAUCAUCAAUUCACGUCCCUUCAACUGCUUUUGACUCUUUGAGCCACAUUAAGGGGGACCCUUUUACAUCUGAGCGACCCUCCAAUAAUGUGCGUGAGAAUUUUCUCAUUAGCCCUAACAAUACGGAUGUGAAGCCUGCAAAAGGCUUCAACUUAAAUGUGCUAGCAACGACUGCACUCUGUGAGGAACCUCCUAGACGAGAUGUUGAGUUUGGUAAUGAAAAAAGAGAGCAUCAAGACCCUAUGACAGUGUUGCCAUGGCUUAAAUCUAAAGCAAAUGGCAAACAUGAGGGCGUCGAUACUAGGACAGGUGGUACUUCAGCAAAUUCAGGCUUUGUCCAGGCUUACUCAAACCCCCCUCCUUUUUGCCAGAGUGGUCCAUCAACUUUGGAACAUCACCAUAUGAAGACCAGAAAAGAAGCGAGUGAGACGCAACAUGUAAGAAAAAUUCUUGGUGUUCCAAUCCUUGAUAUGCCCAUUGCUUCUAGAAAUGAGUCAUCACCACUUGUUUCUGCUUCCACUAAUCUUCAUUCCUCUCCUGAGAGAGAGACUAUCAAACAUGAGAGGAGGAGUAUGGUGAUCGAUAUUAACGUGGCUUGUGAUAUGAUUGAGCCCGAGGAACCUGCUGCUGUAGAACAAAUUGUCACCGAGAAAGCAAUGGAGACCAAAACUAUCAUCAGGAAUCACUUUGAUUUGAACUCAUGUAUUUCUGAGGAUGAAGAGCCAAUUUCUGCUGAAACCGAUAAGGCCACCGUGAAGACUAUUCUAGACAUCGAUCUGGAAGCCCCUGCAGUUAUGGACAUUGAACAAGACAAUUUGCCUGGAGAAGACAACGACAAGCAACGUGAGGCAUCUUCGCAGCUGCCUGAACAUAAACCUGAGCACACAGAGGAGGAACUACUCAGGACUGCAGCAGAAGCAAUAGUUGCCAUCUCAUCAUCCACUCAUUGCACCUCGAUAGAGGAAACACAUAGUGAUCCGUCUGAUGAUCCUCUGGAAUCCCUACUAUGGUUUGUUGAUGUGGUCUCUUCUUGUGCAGCAGAGCUUGAUAGUACGGCUGCCAAAGAAACUACAUGCAAGAACACCAUGAUGGUUGCACAUAGUUCUUUUAAGGAAUUAGAUUACUUUGAAGCAAUGACAUUGCAACUAACAGAGACCAAGCCGGAAGAUUACAUGCCCAAGCCUUUUGUUCCUGAAGUCCAAAUAUUGGAAGAGGCAGGAGCCAGUUCACUGACAAACCGACCCCGAAGAGGGAAUGCAAGGAGGGGAAGACAACGGAGGGACUUCCAAAGGGAUAUCCUUCCCGGUUUAGUUUCAUUGUCAAGGCAUGAGGUGACCGAAGACAUCCAGAUAUUCGGAGGGUUGAUGAGAGCAACAGGUCAUGCUUGGAACUCCAGUUUGACUAGAAGGAAUGGGACAAGAAAUGGAGGUGCUAGGGGAAGGCGGAAAAAAGUUGUGGACACUACCACCCCUGCCCCACCGGUGUCGACCACAACAACUACGAGCUCUCAACUAAUGCACCAAUUUAAUAACAUUGAAGCCAGUUUGGAAGACAAAAGCAUAACAGGGUGGGGGAAGACACCUAGACGCCCUCGGAGACAAAGAUGUCCUGCAGGCAAUCCUCCGGCUGUCCUGUUAACUUAGACGCACAGGGCAAAACGAGGCUGUAAUUUUAUCCAUUCAUCAUUUAUAGAGAUGACAUUAACCGAUUAACGGAUUUAGGGAGCUUUGUUUAUGAAUUUCCGGAGUGAAAUUUUUAGCUACAUGGGGAUUGUCAUUGUACAUGUCUUUGUUCUUGCUCCAUAAUUUGGAGCCCCCCAUUAUUGUGUUUCUUCCAUUGGAUUUACUGACCUUGUUUUCAGCAAGGUGCCUGCAUAAUGUCUUGUGCUAUUAGCAUAUCCAGUGAUGUUGUUGGGUUUCCA